Molecule: messenger RNA, 14877 nt
Organism: Malaya genurostris
Lineage: Eukaryota; Metazoa; Arthropoda; Insecta; Diptera; Culicidae
Gene: metro
Product: MAGUK p55 subfamily member 7
Exons: 12
Coding region: 556-2328 (590 amino acids)
Cellular component (GO): plasma membrane; cell-cell junction
Molecular function (GO): protein binding
Source: RefSeq, a predicted model, not a curated record
UUCAGUCAGUCACUGAUUGACUGCAGACCUGCAAUCUCGUGUUCUGUUGGGAGCUCUCGGGUGCCGAGAGAGCUGCAACCAAAAAUAAAAGUGAGAUGAUAUAAAAGUGGCAAGAGGUGCCGUGAAAAUGUGCUAAAGCAGAAAGGAAAAAAAAGUGAACGGACGUGAAAAUUUCUAUUCUCUUCAUUCUAUUUAUGGUGAACUAAAUUCUACCAGUGUCAAAUAUUUUCUCCUGCCAGGUUGAACGUAGGGAAGUUGGAGUGUCUGCGAAGAGAACAGACGAAGAAAUUUACUAGCGAAGAAAAAGUUUGCUUCGAACAGUGGUGGCCAAUACAAUACCCAAGAUAGGAAAAUUUCGUGAUCAAGCGCAAAAAAAGCUGGUGAAAAUAAAAGUAAAGGUUAUACGAAUUCCCAUUUUAGCUCAAAUGUUUUCGAUUUAGUACUAGCCAUUUUGUCCUAGUAGUGUUAGUUAUAGUGCGAGAAAAGUGCAUUUAAAUAGUAAGAAAUUUAGGCAACGCACGCCACACCAACACCACUACUGUAGCAACAUAGAUAAUGACCGCAGCAGUUAUGGCAACAGACGGAAGCUUUGACCCAGUGAUUUCCAAAUUGAUCACAUCACUUAAGGAAGCGGAGAGUCUGUCGGAAGAGCAGGACCUUGGUUUUUUGCAGAAUCUACUCCAGUCGAAGGAACUGAAUGCCUUGGUCAAUGUGCACAGUAAGGUGGCCAAAAUCAACAAGGAUGACCGGAUAGCACCGCUUUUGUCCGCGUCAAUGCAGGUACUCAUAGAAGUGUUAGAACUACUAGCGUCAAGAUGUCACAUUUCACCGCUGUGUAAAGAAGUGUUCCACCUAUUGCAAACACCUCACCUACAGAGUCUCCUAUUCGCACACGAUGCCAUUGCGCAGAAAGACUUUUUUCCGCACCUGCCGGAGAUACCCGUCGAGGUGGACGAGGACGAGGAAACUAUUAAAAUCGUACAACUAGUAAAAAGUAACGAACCACUGUGUGCUGGAGCACAAAGUGCGGAACCAAUUGUAGGUGCCACAAUCAAAACGGAUGAGGAAACGGGCAAAAUUAUCAUCGCACGAAUUAUGCAUGGUGGCGCAGCCGAUCGAUCCGGGCUGAUCCACGUGGGCGACGAGGUCAUCGAGGUUAACAACAUCAACGUGGAAGGGAAAACCCCCGGUGAUGUGCUGUCAAUACUGCAAAACUCGGAAGGAACUAUAACGUUCAAACUUGUGCCAUCCGACGGCAAACUGGAUCAGCGGGAGAGCAAAGUGCGCGUCAGAGCACACUUUGAUUACGAACCGGAAAACGAUCCCUACAUACCGUGCAAGGAAGCAGGCCUGGGCUUCGUGCGGGGAGAUAUUCUGCACAUCGUGUCACAGGAUGAUUCCUACUGGUGGCAAGCUCGACGCGAAUGUGAAAAGUCUACUCGUGCCGGUUUGAUUCCCAGCCGCGCUCUCCAGGAACGGCGCAUUCUGCACGAACGCACGCAGAAGGAAACCAACGGAGAAACUAAAAAAGGAUCAUGUGCUUCUAUCUGUUCGACACCUCCCGGUUCACCUAAUCCGAACAAUCCUUGUCGGGGGCCCAAAACUAAAAAGAUUAUGUACGAUACAGCGGAGAACGAUGACUUUGAUCGGGAGCUGAUCGCCACCUACGAGGAGGUUGCCAAACUGUAUCCCAGGCCAAGCGUGUACCGACCAAUCGUGCUGAUUGGGGCACCCGGAGUAGGACGUAACGAGCUGAAACGGAGGCUUGUCGCAAGGGAUCCAGAGAAAUACAAAAGUCCAGUGCCAUAUACAACCCGCCCGGUUCGUCCCGGUGAGGUCGCCGGUAGGGAGUAUCUUUUCGUGACACGUGAAAAAAUGGAGAGCGACGUUACCAGCGGAAAGUUCAUCGAACACGGUGAAUACAAGGGUCACCUAUACGGAACGUCCGGCGAGAGUGUGAAGAGUAUCGUGAAUGCGGGCUGCGUAUGUGUGCUCAGUCCACACUACCAGGCACUGAAAUCGUUGAGAACACCCCAACUGAAGCCCUACAUCGUUCAUAUCCGACCGCCGGCAUUCGACAAGCUCAAGCAAACUCGCACCAAGGCUCGUGCCCGUUCAACCUUUGACGAGUCGAAUUCAAGAGGAUUUACGGACGAAGAAUUCAAUGAAAUGAUCAAAUCGGACGAACGGAUCAACUUCCUGUACGGUCAUUUUUGCGACGACGAAAUCGUCAACGAAGAUCUGACGGAAGCGUUCGAAAAGCUGGUUAGUCUGGCCAACAAGUCCGAAACGGAAUCGCUGUGGGCUCCGGUCAGUUGGGUACAAUGAAGGCACAUUUGCUCUGCUGCCACCGAACCGGAGUUUGUUGAGCUGACGUGAAGCGGUACGGAAUCAUCUGUUCCGGAAGAUCGGUAUAGUUCCGGGUUUUUGGUUCAUCGUUUGCUACGGUCAUCGGAGGAGUGACACUUCGGAAUUCAUAUAAAUCAAACCAAAUCGGAAACGAAUAACUUUAGUGAGUUCAGUUUAGUUCGUCGUUGAAGUAUCUGUUUUGUUAUGUUUUUUUUUUUUUUACUUAAAUGUUUUGCGUCGGAGACACCGAUUUCUGGCAACCCACAGAGAACCAAACGUCCAUCUAGAAUAUAAUUUACAAUAAUUUUGUAUCUUUUAGUGGAAUAGCGUAGGAACAAUCGAGUUUUGGUUACCAGUUUUUCUUCAUUUCAUGGGGAUUCAAGUGUGAAAUUAUUUAUCAUCAAAAAUUGUAAAUUAUUUUUAGGAAAUAACAAGAUUUCUCGAUAGGAUGCGUGCCUAGUUUCGAACUUAAUAUUGUUUGAUUUGAAUCACUAAUACAUAACUGAAUUUGGAAUACUAGACAAUAUUUUAGUUUAGGUACUAUGAGUAAAAUCAAUGCGUUCCACACUGCCCUUGAAUUCAAAGCUAGCGAAGACGCGGUCGGUCGGUCACUUUCGGGUAUAAUUUUCAUAACUUACAAAAUGAAACAGCGACAAUCCGCUGAGAUUUCGCUUCAAAUAUACUGAUCUGAACCAUCUUUUACUGUGUCAUUUAAAUAUACUUUUAUCGGUACAUAGUAGUUUAUCGUAAGCCAUCCCAGAGUAAAGUUGGAUGCAUGAAAAAUUCUUAAUUCAUUCUCUACUAGCCAAAUCCUGCCUGUGCUUUCCUAAUCAUUUCCGAAUCCGAUGCAGCUCUAGUGUUUAACUAAAGUUCCAACCACUAGCUUCUUCGUUUUAUUUCUUCGUUUGAGGCUUCUAUUGAAUAAAGACUGUAUUUAAAAAAAUUAGACACACAAAACUGGCCGUCGAAAGUUUAGUUCAAAUCUAAUUAAAUUCGAUUUUUUAGGGAAAAUGUCAUUACUGUAUAUCAUACCAUAACCUCAACUCCAAACCAAAUUUGGACGUUUAGACCUUUGACUCUGCGUACUUAUGUGGCCAACUUGUUUUGACAGUUUCAAAAACUUAAGUAUUGUGAAAACUAUCAUCGUUAUUUUUAUUUUUUCAACGCUUUGUCUUCUUCUCCUCAGUGCAUGAACAGUAUAGAACUGCUAGUGCAACUUGGUAGUUCAACAUAAACCGCUGAGUAAAUAUUUUGUACCAGUCUCUAAUCUAGAAAUGUUAUUUGGAAAGUAAUUAUCUCUGAUACAAUGAUAGACUGACUCUGUGUGUCACAUCGAGAGUUGUAAAACUUCAUUCAAUUCAAUUGAAACCGAAUUUGGAACACACUGACAAUCUCUCUACUGCAGUAAACUUCACACUCUAACACACAACCUUUGCUGCAGUGCCGAACGGGCAGCAUUCAGUUCUUCAAUCGUUUCUCUCCUCUUCAAAGCUCAUCUUAUCCACCGUCAGUUGAUCUUUUGAAGUAAAAAAAACAUCUCUUUCAAUACUGUGAGAUCUGUUUUCAACUGAGGUUCAUGUAAACAUUCGAAUUGGUGCAAGAUAAUAGAUAAAAAGGCAAACCAGUCAUGAUAGUUGAAAUAUCAAUUACAGUAUGAACAUAAAUUUUUUUUUGUUUCGAUUAUAGAGGCUUUAACAUUAAUGUCAUUCGCCUCUUUGGGCCAGAAAAACUUUCUGACCCUAUGUGCGGGGUUGGGAAUCGAACCCAGGCGGGCUGCGUGAAAGGCAUCGACUUACCCAUCACGCAAAACCCGUCCCCCCAUAUAUAAAUUAUUUGUUUCCUCCUUCAGUUUUCAUUUCUAAUACUUUGGAGCAACAUCUCAUUACAUUCCAAACAGUUGAAAAUUAUCGAUUUUAACUUGAUGUUUGAAAAUUAUCGAUUUUAGCUUGAUGAUUGAAAAUUAUCGAUUUUAGCUUGAAAAUUAUCGAUUUUAACUUGAAAAUUAUUGAUUUUAAUUUGAUAAUCCAAAACUCAAAUGUUAACCGCCACCCUCUAUUUAUAAUUCUGACCGGAGAGAAUUGCUGAUUUUGAGUUGAUGUUUGUACCUAUUCAUUCGAACUUGCUCACUACCAACAGCGAAGACAAUGAAGCAGCUAGACGACUUGGCACUUGAAACUGAGCAAGCAAAACUGACUAGUUACGAUUAAUUCUUGCGGCUUCACUUGAGAAUGACAACAAAAGUGAAUUUCAUUUUCAUCUUAUAUUAUUCGAUGGAAAAUGGAAUUUUACCGCACUGGUCUCAUCGCCUUUUUUAGUUUUGAUAAUACGUAGAGCCGUCGUAAACUAGUUUCAGUUUUUUACCAGUAUUCAACGAGUUGAACAAAUUCGGAAAAGACUGAAGAAUGAAGGAGUGAAAUAGAAAUUUCGCGAAAAAAUUACCGCAAAGGCGGGAUUUGAGCUCGUACUAUUUCUAUCCGGGGAGCUCUCCAAUUGCAACCUAUGCGAUCAAACGAGUUUUGGUUACCGGGUUUUCACUUGAAUCUUGGUUUAAGAAAAUUACUCUCGCCAUUUCGACAUGAGCCCCAUUUUGAAGAUUUUGACCACUAAUUCCGACGGGUCGAAACCCAGAAACCAGGAAUUCGUAUUUCCAAAGUGAGUUUGUGUAGCCAUCAACUGAAAAGACUUGUGAAUUAGAAGAAUAUUUUGACUAGUCUUAAGAAACUAGCUUAAGCUUACAUCUUCAUAUAUGAAAGCACACAUAAAUGAUGAUUCAAAAUCUUCAACACUCAUCACCUCGUAUCUCCGAGACGAGAAAACGGAUCCGAAUGAAAUUGAACCACAAGAUUUUUUGUUUGGAUUAUUUCUCGUUUCGUUUAUAAAGGUUUCGGGUCAGCAGAUAAGCAGCAGACUUGUUCUGUAUUUUCAAGUUCUCAAAUUGAAGCAUUCGCAAAUUUUUCGGCAUUUUUAUUUCAAUUCUUGUAUCGACACUUUCGUCGGCUUGCUUGACUCUUUUGACUAUCAUGAUCACAAGUAGGCCUGAUUUCACCUCAUUUUUUCGGCAAAUGAGGAAAAUUUGUUAUUUAAAUUAAAAAGAACUGGUUGAUGAUGGGGUCCAUAAGAGUCUAAUAAGAGUCGAGCAAAGAUAAAGCCAAAAGGCACCAAACGAGAAAAGUAAUUAAGCAUUAUAUUUUGCGUCAACAUUGAAGAGGAGAAUUGCUAUCAAAGAACAAAAUGUGAUCUUCACAGUAAAUGGAUCUUCAAAGUACAUCGUCGUGAUUUAUUUCUGCAACACUCGAAUUAAGAACAGAAUCGUAAACAGGAAUAGCUCUUGAAAUCAACAUUACUUAAUAUAUGAAUCUUGUGCAUAAUUGAAGUCUGAGUAAAUUAUUAGUUUCAAUGCUUACACUACACAGUCUAGAAAUUUCUGAUAAUUCACCAGAAAUAAAUUCUCAAAAUUUCUCCUAUCUAUCUCUUAAGUUUGUGUUUUAAAAAAAUCGGAAAAAUGAACUGAGGUAAAUGUUCUUUCAAAAAUUUAGCAGCACACUUCAUUUCAACUUUUUAUAUUUUUACUCUUAUAUAAAACCAACCCGAAUAUUGACACGAACUCAAGUCGAAAUCAAAAGUCAUUUCAAGUUCAUCAAAUUAGCCGGGUUGCAAAAGCAAAUUAGGUUUUGCACAAACAUGCCACAACCUCACAAAAUGAACAGAAUGAAUUUUUUUGACAGUCGACGUGUACUUGUUUACAGUUUAGAAGUUCAUCAGAGGUUCAUCGUUCGAAUGUAAAACUUGCAAAUCGCCUCACACUAAACAGAUUCAUACAUAUAUCGCUCCUUAAUGCUGGAAACACAUACAGGGCAAUCUUUUUAGUUCUUUUCACUGUGAAAUACGUUUUCAACAGGCACUUUUUCGUAAUUUUCAAUUUUUAACUUGCAGUCGCAAAACAAAACAAGUACACGGCAAUUAGGUUUUGCACGAACAUACCAUAACCUCACAAAAUGAACAGAAUGAACUUAUUUUGACAGUCGACGUGUACUUGUUUACAGUUUAAAAGUUCAUCAGAAGUUCAUCGUUCGAAUGUAAAAAUUGCAAGUCGCCUCAUUCUCAACAGAUUCAUGCAUAUAUCGCUCCUUGAUGCUGGAAACACAUACAGGGCAAUCCUUUUAGUUAUUUUCACUAUGGAACACGAUUUUAACAGGCACUUUUUCGUCAUUUUUCAAUUUUUUACUUGCAGUCGCAAAACAAAACAAGUACACGGCAACUGUCAAAGAUGAACUUGAUUCAUCGGCAGUUCAUUUGUGUCGUCAUCGUGCAAAACCUAACUGUCAAAGAUGAAUUUGAUUCAUCGGCAGUUCAUUUGUGAAGUCAUCGUACAAAACCUAAUAUAAAAACAAAUGUAGUGCACAGUGGUUCAAAAGUCCAAUUUCAAGCUCUUAAUUGUAAACACGUUGAAAAUGUUGUGUAGUUUUUAAAAACUCAUGGAAAUUGAAAAUAUACAAGUUUUCUCACAAAAACUGGUUUUGGGACACCCUUUUCAGAAAAUGCAUUAUAUCAUGAAUUACACUCAAGUUACGGGAAUAGUACCACAAACGAAUUUCCAGACAUGACAGUCACGAUCUUUUUUGGCGCACAUUUACGGUCCUCCGUGAAACUGGCACCAAUGGUGAUAAAUUGGUUGCACUGCUGAGUUCCCAUCAUCGCAUUCAUAAUGCGAAUGUCAAACCGUGAGAACCCUUUCGAUACGUUAGCUCAUUUGUAUAAAUUGAGAUUUCAUGGCACACUUUGGUCGAAAUGAUAACAAUGCAAAAAAUCUCGCGCUCCACCAAGCGGUGAGUGCGGUCAUUUUAGAAGGUACCGGGAACGGACCAGAUUUUUUUUAAUAUUUGUAAGCACAUACAUGUCUUUAUUAUUUAUCUUUGAUAGUACCUUCUGCAAAUUUAUUUGAAAUGACUAUUUGCACAACUUUAUUGAAGUUACUUAGCCCCGAUGAUGGCUCUGAGAUAAAAUAAUAUUUUUAUCUCACUUUUAGGGAGAUGAUUUAAUAAAGACAAAAUUUCCAAAAAAUGAGCAACUUUGCUGAAGAUACUGUACCUCGAAAACCACAUUUUUAACGUGUUAACAAUUAAGAGCGUAAAAUUGCACUUUUGAACCACUGUGCAGUGGCCGGGUUCCCAGCUUGACGGAUUUUCUCUUCGCGUGGCUCCUAUUAUAACAGGGUUGAGGACAGCUUUUUGUACGUCCGAAAAAGUAAAUUCAUUAAAAACGCAGUAUGGUUUCAAUUCAAUCCACCUUUUUACAUACAUCUGCGUUCAUUCGGAGUCGUUUGUAAAAUUGAUGGUCUUACAAGAUGAUGUUAGGAACGAAGUUAAGUUUAAUGAAGUUGAUGUUUAAAAGCUAUCAACGGUUUGUUUACGUUACCAGUUACAUGCAUUUUAAUUGGAAUAAACCCGUAAAUAAACUACUGAUUGCUAUCAAUCGUGUAAACCAUAAUUCUAAAUGAAAAUGGUUUGCCUAAAUGACUUUGAUUUGAGUUUCAUUCCGAGUAAGACAAGUCGUAGAUAGGGUAAAAUGCACCCCCGGAACAAAAUGCGCCCCUUGCUUUUCGCAGACGUUACUCAUUUUUUCUUCACAGAAAUUUUACUGAUACUGAUAGCUUAUCAAGGCAGGAGGCUACGAAGUAAUGGUAGCUAUGGGUUGAAUAAUAGAUUAACAAUGACAACAUUUACAUUUAGUUUUAGGUGUCCGUGCCAUAGUUAGGGUUAUCACCUAGGAUGCUUCCCUCGCCCGGCAGCAAUUUUUUUGGAAACAGAUGCUACAUUUGGUGAUUUUCGGCAUUGCAUAAAUUGUGCUGUACUUCCUGAUUCUAUAGACGUAUUUGAGUACUAGUUUUACCUUAUUUUUAUCACAUUGUUUGUAGUAUGUAUUUAACUAUACAUCUAAUUACGGGAAUCUCAACGAUGCGUGGGUUAUGCGCAUUGCUUUGUUUAAGUGAUCAGGUUCUUUGAUUAACAACAAUGUGUCAGCCCAUGAGUGCUUAUUAGUGGACUUAUGGCUCUCGAAUGGUGAGAUUUAAUUUUCCAUUGGAGCGAAGACUGAUCAAAAUGAAAAUUUUGUUUAAGCCGUCAUGCUUUCAACUCUGCCAGCAUAAUUCGACACAAAAUCUUAAAAAGUAUCUGUCAAGAGCAUCAUUCCUUUUAAUUAAAUGUAAACAAAUCGAUAAUGUAUACUUGAUUAGGCCAUUAAUCUCACUUUUGUCACAUUUAUUUGCACUAUAAAAUUUUAAUAUUGGUUCUCGCUGUGGUUGUUAUAUCCAAAGACCUGACUAAAGCAGCCAAAAAUUGGAUUUGAUUUUAUGCCACUCGGUAGACGAAAAAAGCCAUAUGCAAGUAAACUACAUCGACUAUGCAAAGUGUAAAUGUAUAAUGCUUUGUUCAAUCAGUUGUCCCUUGAAAUGCAUUUAAUCACAUCCCAGAAUAGUAAAAUUGGAAAAAACAGUACCGAUGGGUCGAAGCUGAGGGCAAUUUGGAGGAUUGAUAUUUUUUCAACGAAAUUUAUACCCUUUUCCGCAAGCCAAUUUAGAGUGGUUUUGGCAUAGUGAGCCGACGCUAAAUCCUGCCAAAACAGUGGAGGUGUACUAUGCUUCUUAUAUAAAGGCAGAAAUCUCUUCUGGAGACACUCAGAUCGAUAGAUUUCUGCAUUUAUAGUUCCGGUAGUGUAAAAAAUGGUUGACUUCAAACCACAGGAACAUAUUGCUUGCCAUAUCAGUAUCUUUCGACCGAGUUUCUCUACUUGAAUCGACCUGUCCGCAUCGCUCACAUCCUCCCCAACAACGACAGUUAAGCAUUGUGGACCUGAAAGGAUUUUUGAGUUCCUCCCAUCGUCCAUCAAAACGCAUGCAUCCGUACACUGCAAAAGACGCGAAUAUAAUUUCCGGGCCCUUGUUGCUCGCUUCUUCUGUUCUACACUUUGUUUCGCGAUUUUCUGCCUCUUGUGGGUCUUCAAGUGAUUUCGCCUCUUGAUAUGCUGGAUCAUUCCGACAUUCGUUCCUGUUUUUUGGCCAAAUCACGUAUUGACAUUGAUUUUUUCUUCAAGGCUAGAGAUACCACUUUCUAGACUAGUUUCGGGUUGGAAAAACCGGGUUUUCUGCCUCUUUCCGGUAACUCAUCCAACGACUAGUGUUCUACAAACUUAUUAAUGAUGGUUUUACCACUGGCAUGAUGAAUUCCAAACCUUAAUUUCCUUUUCAAUACGCGACAUUUUGAAAACGCGGAAUUUCAACCGCACAAACAAGUAAACAUACGAAAGCUAACAGCCAAACACACAGCAUGCUGUAAUCUGAACAUAAAAAAACAUCACAAUUGCAUGCGUACAACACGAAUGUUUGUGGAUAGCUUAUUUUCGAUACACUCCUUAUGUAUCUAACUAUACAUCUAAUUACGGGAAACUCAACGAUGCGUGGGUUAUGCACAUAGUUUUGUUUAAGUGAUCAGGUUCUUUGAUUAACAACAAUGUGUCUAAUUGAGCUAAGUUAAUAAUAAUUUUACGCCAUAUCACUUUGCAAGCGUAUGCGUAAUGUCAACAAUCUUCUUUUCCUGAUUUUAAUCAAUAAAUUUUCCAUAUGGUUGAAAAAUAAACCAACCAGUUCAUUCUGCUUAGAGUUGCAAUUUAAGAGAAGUGAAAAUCUUAGUCAAAAACUCCUCCGAUUUUCUGAAAACUGCUCGAGAAAAAUUAUUUCAGUUUCAGCUUACGUCCACUAACACAUUAGAUAAGCAACGCACACAUUCCUUUAUGGAUUUUCUCUUGCAGAAAUUAUUGCGAAAUAAAGAUUUACGUACCUUCUUUUAGUAAUCCCGUAACAUAGUAACCUUCAAUUUAGCACGCGAAAGGCGAUGGAUAUGGUAGAUUUGUUUAUUUUGUGUAGCGCGAUCUAAUAUAAAUGCAUUGAAGCAGUGUAGCCAACUAUUUUAUUAGGGAAUUAAAAUCUACAGUAAUAAAAUAUAAGCAAUUUUCCAUUGAACAUUCGUGAAAAAUUGAUCAAAACUGAAAUUUCAUCCAAAAAGUCAGGAUUAACAUUCGUUUAAGAUUAAAUUAUUGCUAAAAAAGAUUGCUCGAAACUCAAUCGUUCAAGCAACUUUGAUAAACUGGUUGCACUGCAUAUAUAAAUACGCAAUACACAAAUUACCAACACAAGUAAACUUGGUUUACAUUUCAUCCCUAAGUCCGGCAGCCCGGCAGCUACAUCUAGGCCCAACACUACCGGGCGAGGCCCGUGCAGGUGGCAACCCUAGUGAUGGCAUUUCACUAGAGUGAUACACCAGUGCGUAACUUUCAUUUCUACACUGCGGAUACAUUUGGUGUACUCCACACAUAGAGGAAAGCGCACUUCUUCUCAGUGUCCAUUAUACAGACUUUGAGUGUGCGCUUGUGUUGAAAGAAGCUGGUGCUAGAGAACCACAUUCUCUUCACAUGAAUCGCUCCCACGUGCUCUCUCCUAAAUACACCCAAGUGAUCACUGGCGCGUGAUGGUGAGCGAACACUUCUGUGAACUUCAAUUAAUAGAGCAUAGAUCUUGCCUUGCUAUGAAAAAUUUGCGAGGAAAAACGAAAAUUCAACAAAAAAUUGUUUUAUUUUGCUGAUUUUACGUACCCCACGUUACUUAUACGCAAACCAUUUGCUUGCUCUUCGUCACACAGAGGAGAUGGACAUCUCUGUUAAAGAAUGUCCCAGAAAGUAUGGACGCACUUUGAUUUCGCUGUAAAUAAUUCACAAGUUUUAAAUAUUCAAUUUUUUUCGAUAUACUGAUAAUAUUAGACUACAACAAAAGAAUAAGCUGGCGCACCUUCUUGCGAACGUUCCUCAUUAAAUUCCGUACAGACUUCUUGGCGACAAGUUUUGACACUUUUUUUUAAUCUUUUACGAACUGUUGAAUGGUUUCGGCUGCCGAGACAUGUUUCCUAAGAUGUGCCUUGGUUAAUGCCCAAAAUUCCUCAAUUGGUCGAAGUUGUGGGCAAUUUGGUGGAUUCAUGUCUUUUGGGACGAAAGUUACAUUUUUGGUAGUAUAUCAUUCUUCCGUUGAUUUCGAGUAGUGGCAAGAAGCAAGAUCUCGCCAGAAGACAACAGGAUCCUUGUGGUUUCGAAUCAUGGGUAGAUGUCGUUUUUGUAAACAUUCCUUGAUGUAUAUUUCGCCGUUCAUUGAAACAGUGGUGAUGAAGGGUUUCGAAAUCUUACCGCAGCUACAAAUUGCUUGCCAGACCAUAGCCUUCUUACCAAAUUUUUCGACUUCAAUCGAUGUCUCGGACUGGUUUAACGCUUGCCCUUCUUGCACCGUAUAAAAUUGUGGUCCCGACAAGGAUUUGUAAUCGAUUUUUCAAUUUUCAGCCAGAAUCGUGUUUUACAGCUUUCGAAACCUCGGCCUGAUCGAUGCUUCUUGUUUCGGACUACGUUUUGGUUGUAUCAGCUUCUUAUAGGUUCGAAGAUUCAAACGUUCUUUAGCACGAAGAACAUUUGACUUCGAAGUGCCCAAGUGCCCGGCCAUACUUUCUGGGACAGUCUUUAGUCAUAGCAGAAAAUUUUUGAAUUUCAUAUGAAUCUGACUUCUGGUCUCGGAAUUACAGGAAAAACUACAAACUCAAAAGUUUGCUUUUAUAGAAGAAUGUAUAAAGAUGAGCAAACUUCUCAAAAGUAGUAUAUCAAUUCCAACAACCACACAAACUCACAAGUACUUUACUCACCUUUCUCCGAGAUGGCUUAACUAAUUUUCUCAAACUUAGAUGCAAAUGAAAAAUCUUACCAUCCUUUACAAAAUUCUUGAAUUUUGUAAGAAUAUGACUUCCGAUUCCGGAAUUACAUUGUGAUGAUUGUUUGAAAUGUUAAGCCGCCGUUUAGAGCAAUGAUAAAAAAUACGGAAAAAUUCUGCUAAAUUGGGCUCAAAACUGUUUCAAUGCAUAAGUCCUGUUAGUUACUGGACAUACGAACCGACUUCGACAAUACCGAUCCCCGGAAUGCCAUUUGGCAAGUACUCACUUUUCUCAGAGAUGGCUCAACCAAUUUUCACAAACAAAAGGACCAAAUAAAAGGUAUUCUGAAACUACAGGGAAAAGUGUGUUUGAAAUUCCAAACCGUCAUUUAGACUACUUAGAAAACGGAAAAAAAUCUUCCUAUUUUGGUUUUAGAUUUGUAGGCUAUGCAAGUUUACACAGAAACAGCCUUCCCUGCUUCAAAUCAAUGAGCUGUUUUUUUAAGAAUUCCACAGUAAUGAGAAAGACAUCAUCACUCUACUUGGUAGGUUAAAAUAGAGGUUUUGAAUACUAACGAGACCGUUUUUUUUUUGCUUAUGGCCUUGUUACUGCUUGCUGAUCGAGCUUCGAUCUGUUUUUAAAGACACAUGUGAGUUUCAGGGUUUUGAAAAAUUAAAUAUUUAUUGAAAUUUUAUAUUGAAAUUGUAUUUCGAUUUGAAGAAACUUGUUUACGCAUCAGGUUUCCCACGUUGACGAGGCAAAUUAACUGUCAAUGAAACAAGCUUUUUAUUGUCCGCUACUAGGUUUUACACAAACAUGACAUAACCUCAAAAAUAAACAGAAUAAACUUUUUUUGACAACCGCCGUUGGUUUGUUUACAGUUUAAAAAUUCAUCAGUGGUUCAUCGUUUGAUUUUAAAAAUUGCAAGUCGCCCACACUAAACUGAUUUAUUCAAAUAUCUCUCCUUGAUACUGGAAACGCAUACAGGCAAUCCUAAAAAUAAUUAGGUGUAAAACCUAAUUGGUGAUAUGGAAAUAACAUGUGAACAAACCACCGAUAGCUGACAAACGAUGUUCAUCCUGCACAUUUUGCGAGGAAAUGUCAAUUUCGUUCGAAACCUAGUUGUCCGGUCUUCUGACUGUAACCGCUUGAUCAAUUGCGAUGAUGCCAUGACAGCGUGAGCAGUACACUGUAAGUUAGUUUCAAACAAAAUCGCAGCAAUUUUUUUCCGACACGCUAUAAAACACCAAUUUAUCGUUUGUGUAUCUCUUAUUUUUUCAAUACAGUCUUUAUAUGAUUUCUGAUAGAACUAAUUAGUUUACUGUUGGUUAAAAAGAGCAGAUGUAUUUCUUCUAGCAUCUGGAAUGCUUUAUUAAAUUUGGCUUUAUGAAUCUAUCGGCUGAGUGUGUCGUACUAAUUAUUUCGAUCUAUCUAAUUAACAAAUGUUAAAUUCUGUAAUCGACCUAUUAGUUUCUGUUUACCACUGUAUCAAUAAUAACCACAUUCUAGUUGCGUCUUAGUACCUAAUCUAACCGAAAAAAAUCCAUUGCGAAAAUUAAGAGAGUUAAUCGCUUUCCUUCCCAAACUGGCCUGCAUAGAAACCCUGUACCAGAUAAUCAUGUCUACUUCGGUAAAACCCAGUGGAACAAUUCCUGCAACACAAAUAUUCCAACACGCAACGAGUAAAAAGAAACAAACAAAAAACUAAACCUUGCAGCAUUCUAACUCGCAAAAUAUAGAGUUGUAUAUUUUCCGAAAAUUUUAAAUCUUCAAACUUUUGCCUGUCUAUUUAAACUGAAAGAUAACGUUCUUUACCUUUGCCGAUAUAGCAUAUAGUGUUUAAAACAAAAAAUAAACAUAAACAGUUCGUUGUACUAAACAAGCAAAAAUAAAACAACAAAAAAUGUCUUUCCCCUUUUGAAACAAACCACGUCGAAUGCAAGAAUAAUAGCUACAAAAGAAAUACAAUUCAGAGCAGUUAGAGUAAGCAAAAAAGGAACUUUCUCUUACCGUAAAUUCUAAAUGAAACAAGAGCAGGAUAGUGUUAGCGAUUGCCAACAAAGAGAAGCUAGGUACGGUUCUGCGCAAGGAAGGAAUUCUACCAUAGCCAAACAACUAGGGAUAUGUACGAGACAAUAUAACCGCAAACCUAUACAAAUAUCAGCAAACAUGCGAAGGAAUGUGCUAUGUAAACUAUACUAAUUGUAAAAUAAUGAAGAAGAAAAAAACAUGUAACUCAUUGUACACACAAAUCAAGUAUAAAUACAUUUUCUGUUCGCCAACCUUGGGUAGUUCGUAGCAAGUAAGCAAAUAAAAACAAAACGCUGCUUAGGAACGAUUUUUCCAACCACUAUCGAUGUUCUCCGCUUUCUGCAUUAACUAGCGAAACUACCCCUAGCAAAAACGACAACAACAACAACAACAAAAUAUAAGACCUGAAGUCAUGAAACAAAACCCAACCAAAUUGAUGCCACAACAUACAAAAAAAAUGGAACCUAGUGCAGAGUUAAGAUGAUACAAAGUGAACUCACCAAAGGCCAGGAUGAGUCAUUGUGUGAACUUACAAAUUAACAAAACAGAGAGGAGAAAGGAACAAAAGAUAAAACGAUGUUGUUUGUUGAUUAGUUUUAGAGGCAAGGAAGAAGUUACAAAUUCAAACGAGACAAAAUGAGAUAACGUUUCUUUUCAGCUGCAUACAUGAUAAAGUCGAAACGAGAGAAAUAAAACUAUAAAUUUUACAACAAGAAACAGCUGGAUUAUAUAGUUCAUUGAAUAAACAUUCUUUACAAUCAUU